AUGACGAAGGGUACCUCCAGCUUCGGUAAGCGUCACAACAAGACGCACACCCUGUGCCGGCGUUGUGGAAAGCGCUCCUUCCACAUCCAGAAGUCGACUUGUGCCAACUGCGGUUACCCCUCCGCUAAGACCCGCAAGUUCAACUGGGGUGAGAAGGCUAAGAGAAGAAAGACCACCGGCAGCGGCCGCACCCGCCACCUCAAGGAUGUCCACCAGCGCUUCAAGAACGGCUUCCGUGUUGGUGUUCCCAAGGGCGCUCGUGGCCCCGAGACCGCUCAAUAA
Messenger RNA from Aspergillus chevalieri, 282 nucleotides. RefSeq names its product 60S ribosomal protein eL37 (gene RPL37A). NCBI's taxonomy places the organism in Eukaryota, Fungi, Ascomycota, Eurotiomycetes, Eurotiales, Aspergillaceae. Gene Ontology annotation, cellular component: ribosome; cytosolic large ribosomal subunit. Gene Ontology annotation, molecular function: structural constituent of ribosome; RNA binding. Gene Ontology annotation, biological process: translation. Bases 1 to 282 code for a protein of 93 amino acids. The record is from RefSeq and is a predicted model, not a curated record. The transcript has 4 exons.